AGGGUCACAAACACAACCUUCUCCUGUACUAGGGUGAGGGGAAAUCUGCUGUCUACACACAUGCGAACAGUUUCUGAUAUAUACAUCAUCCCAGCUAGUACAUAAAAUACACACUAUCCUAUCUAGUAUAUACUUGCAAGCCUGACAGUACACAUGCAUGUGUAUACACAUACACACACGCACAUUCAUAGACAUAACCUAAAUGACUCUGGUUGUGUUUUACAAUGAGGUAUAAUGUAACAGGAGGGAGCCCUUGGGCAGGUCCAUGAUGAGGAGUCCCACAUUGUGUGAACAGUCACACAGUGCCACAGGCCUACUCUAAAGAAAGUUUUUUGGGAAGGGGCAUGCAGCAGGGAAGAGGUAGAGGCAGAGAAAGUGUGGGGGGGCAGAAAGGAAGAGGGAGGGUAGAGAUCAGAGUCAGGAACAUGUUGGGGGGGAUAGAGAGAGAGAGAGACAGACAGACAGACAGACAGAGAGAGAGAAUGAAGAAGGGGAGGGAGAGCUGGGCUGUCAGCAAUCCUCAUAUAGGCCUGUCUCUCACAUGAUGGUAGAUGAUGAAGGUAGGCUCUUGCUAGGUCCCUGUCACUGGGUUCCUGAGAGGAGCCCACUGGAACUGUCUGGAAGCCACUAACUUUCAAAACUGAUUUGUUUGUGUCCUGCUAAGAAGUGACCCUAGGACUUAACACAGUGCUAGGCAGAUGCUCCCCCACGGAGCUGCAGUCCCAGCCUGAUUGUUUUUGAGACAGGGAUAGGAUGUCAUAUCCAAUCCAGUCUGGAUCGGAAUUCACUGUAUAGCCCAGGCCAGCCUUGAACACACAGCAAUCUUCCAGCCUCAGCCUCCUGACUGCUGCAAUUCCAGGUGUGUGACGGUGUGCCCUGAGGAAAACUGAAUUUCAAAGUUAAAAAAAUUUAAAUGGCAAACAAUCUGUUAGAAAUAUUACAGUAUUAUUAUUUAUGAUUUAUUAUUGAGAAAGCCUUUUGUUUUGAGAUAGACUAUGUACCCUAUUCUAGCUUUGAACUCAGAACCUUCUGGCCUCGGUCUCCAAAGUCCUAUGAUUACUGGCAUAUGCCACCACGUCCAAAUACCAACUAAUCCGCCUAGCGUUAACCCAGUGCCCACCCGGGCCUGCGCUCUGGCCAUACAGAAGCAGGGACAUUCAUCUUCCUAAUCUGUAUAAACCCUGCACAAAGGAUCAGAGCCAAUCGGUGUUCUGAGUCCCAAUACACAGUCCAAGAGCUGAGUGCAGCCUCGCAGACCCACUUGGGUUUGAGUUGCUCUCCAGUGGUCAGUACAUCAAUUCCCAGUUAUGUUCAGAACCAAGCAACUUUCCCCAACUCAGGAAGACAAAUAAGGAGUGGAAAGGAAGAGCAGGAAAUGCAGCUCUUUAUGCCCUCGUGUACGAUGCCCUGGCUGUACAAGGCUUCUGUGUUGUCCUUGGCUAGUGAUGGGGACGAGGUUGGCCUCAGGAAGGACUGGGUGCCAGCGGAUCCAGCUUUCAUGAAGGUACCCAACCACUGUCAAAAAACAUAGCUCUGAUUUGUGGUAGUUUCCUGGAAGAGCAGAAAGCGCUGCUGAUGGCUGUAAUUGGUCUCACUUAAAUGGGAAACAGGGAAAAGAAGCAUUUUCUUCUAGCUGAUCAAAACCAAUCUGGGAGACUUUGUGGAAUCAUGUCUGUAUCUAACGCUGAAAAGAGACCGGAACCUCUCUAGUCUGCUCAGAUCCUCCUCUCCCGGAGAGGGUUAGAUGUUCGCCCAAGUGCAGAACAAACCGGAAGUACGUUAUGUGCCUGCGCCGAGGGGCGUUACGCCUGCGCGCCGGAAGAGGGCGGCACCGGCUUGGGCAUGGCGGAGGUGGACCUGGAGUCGGAUCAGAUCCGACUGAAGUGUAUCCGUAAGGAAGGUUUCUUCACCGUGCCUCCAGAACACAGGGUGCGACGGGGUGCCACUCGUGCGGUGCUGUGUGGCAGGGGCUCGCCGUGUCGCGUUAAAGUUUGAGGUUCCGGCGUCGGAGGAACAUCAGUCGCAGAGUUUGCCGUGGCGUGUGCAGAAAUCCGCAGCCCAGAGGCCGGGUGCGGGGUGGGACCGAGGGAGUGCGACCUCGGGUGAAAAGAGUGGGAGGUUCCGGGGUUGGGGAUUUAGCUCAGUGGUAGAGCGCUUGCCUAGCAAGCGCAAGACCCUGGGUUCGGUCCCCAGCACCGAAAAAAAAAAAAAAAAGAAAAGAAAAAAGAGUGGGAGGUUCCCGUGGCACCUGCAGCCGGGAUGGGGGCGUCUCACCUCGCGUUCUCGGAUUGUCCCUUUUGUGUAAUGCGGGGGGUGAACCUUAGGGGCGCCGAUUUCUGCUCACAGUUGAUGGGACGAGGAUUUUGCAGCAGCCCACAUAUGUUUUAACUUAUAGUUUAUGCCUUUCGAGGUCAUAACUACGAGCCUCAGAGCACCAGGCACACCUAACUAAGAGCCUCAGAGCACUGUGCUGAAAUCUGAGGUAGCGAAACCCCUUCUUAAAGGGGGAGAAAAUGCACGAGUGCAGUGGUUGUUGAUCCCUUAAGUCAAAAAUGUCAGUCCUGCGUGGUGGUCCACACUUGUAAUCCCAGUCAAGGGGUUGAGGAUGAUCACUCCAAGUCGGAGGGGAGCCUAGGCCACAAAGUGAGACCUGGACUCAAAAAUAAGCAAAAAUAAAAAGGAGUGGAGAUUUUGGAGAAAAGCAGUAUAUUCUGUAAGAAACUGUAGAAGAGUUGACAUUUGUUUUGGGCCAGGAAGUGUUGCCAGAAUUUGGGCAGAUCUGACAAGGGAUGCUAUGCCAUACUCAGGUGGCAACACAAACUCAUGAUGAAGGGAAUUUCAGAGUAAACAGGGAGCCUAUGAGGAGAGGGAGGGAGUGAGCUAAGAGUGGACCACGGGGGCCAUCAGACAUCAGAAAGUAAUAAAACCCAGGGCAGAGCUCUUAAGAGACGGGAAGCCAGCAGGGGACUUUUGUAACCUUGCUGAGGUCCUUCUGUAUCCAAGAAAUGCUCAGUUAAUCUACCUAUAAAGGCAUCGCACCAUGAACACAUAAGUUACAGACUCCCCAAUAAGACCCCAGAAUACUAUGGCCCGGGCAAGCUAUUUCUCUGACCCCUAACAUUCUAGAGGCAGCUGUUUCCCAUAAGUGGGCUAACUUUUGUUUCGUUGCCUCCCCUGACCCUGCUCCCCACCCCAGCCUGCAAAAGGAAGUGGAUCAGCUAGCUCUCCUCAGUCUGGAAGCCCUUCCCACAUCUCACAGAUCGUUACCCCUGGAUAGCUUUCCUUACUCCCUCGGAAGAUGCCGAAGCGUUAAGGAGUUCGAGAAGCUGAACCGGAUUGGCGAGGGCACCUAUGGCAUUGUGUAUCGAGCCCGGGAUACGCAGACGGAUGAAAUUGUUGCCCUGAAGAAGGUGCGGAUGGACAAAGAGAAAGAUGGCAUCCCCAUCAGCAGCCUGCGUGAAAUCACACUGCUCCUGCGUCUCCGCCAUCCCAACAUUGUGGAGCUGAAGGAGGUGGUUGUUGGCAACCACCUGGAGAGCAUCUUCCUGGUCAUGGGUUACUGUGAACAAGAUCUGGCCAGCCUAUUGGAAAAUAUGCCAACGCCCUUCUCGGAGGCCCAGUUCUGUCUUAGUUGUGCAGGACAUAGCCACAGCCACACUCUGGAGGUGCUGGUGACCUCCAGGCAGCGUGUCGACGCUCUCCACCCUGUGUCUGGCCCUCCUCAGGUUAAGUGCAUCCUGCUGCAAGUGCUUCGAGGCCUUCAGUACCUGCACCGGAGCUUCAUCAUCCACAGGGACCUGAAGGUGUCCAACUUGCUCAUGACAGAUAAGGGCUGUGUGAAGACAGCCGAUUUCGGCCUGGCUCGGGCCUAUGGUGUUCCAGUAAAGCCAAUGACUCCCAAGGUUGUUACCCUCUGGUACCGAGCCCCAGAGCUGCUGCUUGGAACUACUACCCAGACUACCAGCAUCGACAUGUGGGCUGUUGGCUGCAUCCUGGCAGAGCUGCUGGCCCAUAAGCCCCUUCUCCCUGGCACUUCCGAGAUCCACCAGAUCGACUUGAUCGUACAGCUGUUGGGGACACCGAGUGAGAAUAUCUGGCCUGGUUUCUCCAAGCUGCCCCUGGCCGGCCAGUACAGCCUGAGGAAACAGCCCUACAACAACCUCAAGCACAAGUUCCCAUGGCUCUCAGAGGCCGGACUGCGCCUGCUCAACUUCCUCUUCAUGUAUGACCCUAAGAAAAGGGCAACAGCAGGAGACUGCCUGGAGAGUUCCUACUUCAAGGAGAAGCCCCUACCCUGCGAGCCGGAGCUCAUGCCUACCUUCCCCCACCACCGUAACAAGCGUGCUGCCCCAGCUGCCACUGAGGGGCAGAGCAAACGAUGCCGGCCCUGAAUGAGUCCAGCCCACCCUUCCAAAUCCUCAUGGAUCAUCAGCCAACGACUGGGGGGGGGGGGGGGGGGCUCCAGGCCAACAGGCCUUUGCCUCUUCCAAUUGGCCAGCCUCUUCAGCUGACUCCUCCCUGACAUGGACAGGGAGGUUGCUGAGUGGGGUACCCAGGAUAGAACUAUUGUAGCACCAUCUGGUGGCCUAUCUUGUCUAUCAGUGAAGCCUGGCUUCUUGGGGGACAGAGCUGGUGCUGAGAGGCCUAAGGGCCCCAGUCAGUAUAUGUUGGAACUGAAGCUGGGCACCAGCCUGGAAUGAACAGGCCCAGGAGAUCAUAACUGUUCUUGCUUGGCGACUAGGAGCCGCCCAGGACAGAUAAGCUAUAGUCACCCUGGCAGGGUUGAUGGGGCUUCAGGUGGGAAGGAGGGAGCAGGUGUCAGUUGGGAUAGAAUACUUUGACAACUGUCAGAAUGAAAGCUUUCAGUGGGUGUGGCUGGCACUGGUGCCCAGGGAGAGAAUGGGUGGAUUGCUUUUCCGGGGGAGGAGAGAUAAAAAGCUUUUCCAGUA
This is a messenger RNA of Rattus norvegicus (Norway rat), 4949 nucleotides long. It is a transcript of the gene Cdk10, whose product is annotated as cyclin-dependent kinase 10. Lineage: Eukaryota; Metazoa; Chordata; Mammalia; Rodentia; Muridae. Gene Ontology annotation, biological process: regulation of mitotic cell cycle. Gene Ontology annotation, molecular function: ATP binding; protein kinase activity; cyclin-dependent protein kinase activity. The record is from RefSeq and is a predicted model, not a curated record.